AUGAGAAAGUAUCAGCUUGAAGGGCUGGAGUGGAUGAAGUCUCUUUGGAUGAAUGGACUUUGUGGUAUCUUAGCGGAUGAGAUGGGUCUCGGAAAGACGGUGCAAGCCAUCUCGUUAAUAGCGUUCUUUAAAGAACACAAUAUCCCUGGGCCGUUUUUGAUUGCUGCACCCUUGAGCACUGUCAGCAAUUGGGUAAAUGAGUUUGCUCGGUGGACCCCAUCUAUCAAUACUGUUCUUUAUCAUGGAACCAAAGAACAACGUAGUGAGAUUCGACGGAAACAGAUGAAAAAUCAGGACCAGAGAGCGCCGGAUUUCCCGGUUGUCUGUACUUCGUAUGAAAUCUGCAUGAAUGAUCGAAAGUUCCUUGCUAACUACCAGUGGAAGUAUAUCAUUGUGGAUGAGGGACACCGUCUGAAGAAUAUGAACUGCAAAUUGAUCAAAGAGCUCCUGACAUACCCAUCUGCAAAUCGACUGCUCAUAACUGGAACACCUCUGCAGAACAAUAUUGCUGAGCUAUGGUCACUGCUUCAUUUUUUGCUGCCUGAAAUAUUUAAUGAUUUGGAUAACUUUCAAAGCUGGUUUGAUUUUUCAUCUGUUCUCGAUGAUUCCGAUCAAAAUGCAGUCAACGAGAGACGGAGACGCAAUCUUGUGUCUACAAUGCAUGCCAUUCUCAAGCCAUUCUUACUACGGCGAGUAAAGACGGACGUUGAAUCAUCACUUCCGAAGAAACGAGAAUAUGUUUUGUACGCGCCACUGACACCGGAGCAGAAGGAGCUGUAUGUCCAGAUAGUGAACGGAACGAGCCGUCAAUAUCUGGAAGAGAAGGCCGCUGAGCGAAUAGAAGCUAGGAACGGCUCAGAGAAACAAUCAAGAGCACGCAGCCUGAAGAGAGGCGCAAGCGGCAGUGAGCUAAGCACGCCCAACAAGAGUGCAAAAUCUAGCCGUGACUCUACACCGACUAGGGCCCGGCGUCGAGGCAGAUCCAAAAACUACAAGGAGGAGUCUGAUAGAGACUUCAAUAGCAAGCUAGCUAGGCUAGAGAAAGGGAUACAGGAGGAAACCCCUGAGGAGAGCGAGCUUAGUGAGGGGGAGAUGGAUGAAAUUGAGAGAGCAAAAACCAUGAAGCUAGCCAGUACGUAUACCUUCUACUCUGAUUUGAGAACGAUGGUUCGCUCUAACUUAUCUGCUAUAGAGAAAGAGAUCUCCUCUAAGAAGCUCCAAAAUCCAGUCAUGCAGGCCCGGCUGGUAUGCAAUUCCCCGCUCAACUUCUACUGGCCAUGGGGAGAAGACUCGGGGGUGGACUCAACACUCAUUACAUCUUCUGGCAAGAUGCUUCUUCUAGAUCGUCUUGUGCCCUGUCUUAUAUCCAAGGGACACAAAGUCCUAAUCUUCUCUCAAUUCAAAGGCCAACUUGAUAUCCUUGAGGACUGGGCCACACAGCUCCGAUCCUGGAACUGCUGUCGAAUCGACGGUGCAAUUGCACAAGCUGACCGACAGGAACAGAUCAAUGCGUUUAACAACGAUCCUGACUACAGAAUAUUUCUGCUAAGCACCCGAGCAGGGGGCCAAGGCAUCAACCUCACUGCCGCUGACACCGUUAUUCUGUUCGAUUCUGACUGGAACCCGCAACAGGAUCUCCAGGCCCAGGACCGAGCUCACAGAAUCGGCCAGACAAAGCCAGUGAUUGUCUACCGGCUAGCUACCAGAGGCACAAUUGAACAGACCCUCCUUGAGCGAGCUGGUUCCAAACGCCGGCUGGAGAAACUAGUCAUUCAAAAGGGAAAAUUCAAAAGCUUGCUUGAUUCUACGAGUUCCUCCAACCCCCAGCGUCAGGCGGAUGAGCUAAAGAAGAUAUUCGGAGACGAAGAUAUUGAAGUGUUUGAUAUCGGCGCUGAAACCACGUCAGAGUCUCUGCUUUCGGAGAAAGAUCUACAGAUAUUGACAGACCGCAGCGAUGAGGCGUACUCGGACCAGCGGAUGAACGAGAGCGGGCGUGCCUUUGCUGCUGUCAAGGCGAAUACUGAUGCAGACGAGAUCAUGGCAGAUAUCACCAGUAAAUAA
This is a messenger RNA of Trichophyton rubrum CBS 118892, 2061 nucleotides long. RefSeq lists its product as uncharacterized. Gene Ontology annotation, biological process: negative regulation of gene expression via chromosomal CpG island methylation; lymphocyte proliferation; DNA methylation-dependent constitutive heterochromatin formation. The transcript has 2 exons. Gene Ontology annotation, molecular function: ATP binding; chromatin binding; ATP-dependent chromatin remodeler activity. The record is from RefSeq and is a predicted model, not a curated record. Bases 1 to 2061 code for a protein of 686 amino acids. Lineage: Eukaryota; Fungi; Ascomycota; Eurotiomycetes; Onygenales; Arthrodermataceae. Gene Ontology annotation, cellular component: nucleus; pericentric heterochromatin.